Molecule: messenger RNA, 2689 nt
Organism: Maylandia zebra (zebra mbuna)
Lineage: Eukaryota; Metazoa; Chordata; Actinopteri; Cichliformes; Cichlidae
Biological process (GO): regulation of gene expression
Cellular component (GO): nucleus
Source: RefSeq, a predicted model, not a curated record
UUCAUUGGAGGUUGGUAAACAGCAAAACGGCGCAUUAGCGCCAUCAGCUGGUAUGGGGAUGAUCCAGCAUGUUCAAAACCAGCAACACUAAAUCUCAGCUGCUGACAAGCGUCCAUGGCUGCAGAGCUCCGUUUGCAGCAGCUCACUGAGAUCUGGCCAGUGUUGGCCAAGUUACUUGAAAAAAGUAAUGAGAUUACAGUAACGCGUUACUGCCCAUCUCUGGAUCUGGCUGCCUCUUUGUCUUCUUGUGGUUUUGGGUCACUUCAGUGACGCCUGUCCUUCGCACAGUGGUCACAGGGCCCUGAAUGAAAACUGUGCUGCUCCCUCCCGUGCGUCUCAUUUCUCUGUGUUUGCUGGAUUUUCUGAAACCAUUGUCCUUUCCUUUCUUGCUCCUUUCGUUAGAGUUUGCGCUCUGAUGUCUGAGCUGCAAACUGACCCGUGGUCUUGUAUCGUCGUCCGGCUGCAGAGCUCAAAGAGCCCAUUGCUGAUCCUUUUCCCUAAUCUGACAUGAAACUGGGACAAUAAACGCUGUGUGUGAGGCAGUACAGAUGUGGACAGAACUGUAACACUGGUCCAUGUCUGUGUGACUGUGUGCCGGUGUAGAAAAGAAGCAGUAAUGGAAGAUACACCCCACGGCAGUGCUGCUGUCUGGGCGACUGUCCACCCACAGCUCUGUGCUUCUCCUCAUUUUCACAGGUUUCUGUAGUUUGAUGUCAUAACCAAGGAUUUCAUCUUUUCAUUCUGUCCCUUUACAGCUGUUCACUGUUACACACAAAUCAUGAAAGCAGCCCGUGACUGCAGCGUGGGGGGAGUCCUCUCAGCUCUGGCUGUGGUGAGCGCUCACAGGCAGUACCGCCCCUGACCGCAGGGGCGCUGUGUGCUGAUCGCCGGGGUUCCUUCUGGAAAAGCUUCGUCGACGUUAAAGCUUCCGCAGAGCGUCCGUCCUGUGAGCCGAGGUGCAGGUGGUGGUCCCGGGUUAUGCAUGUCAGAUAGCAGCAGUAACAACGCACAGGCUCCGCCUUCUGUGAGAGGGCCGAAGGUCUGAAGAUGUCUGCCGCCGUGGACUUCCACUCUCAGAUCGCCUCCAUCAUGGAGGUGCUGGCUAACGCGGCCGUGGCGGAAAUCUGUAAAGUUGUGGACGAUGGAUACGCGGUGGUUCACCUGGAGAUGUCCCGGAGCCAGAAGGAGAACGAGUUCCUGAGGAGGAAAAUCAAGCUGCUGGAGCUGCAGAUCGCCCGGUACCGAGCGGAGAGGGUGAGGGGGGCAGAGGGCUCCAUCAGCAGCCGCUUUCCCGGGGUUCGCCUCUUCAGCCGGCAGAGCAGGGACUCGCAGGCGGGCCCCUCUCUGCAGGGCAGGACCAGGUUUCUGAACCGAGGGCCAGGAGCUCAUCAGUCUGUGCAGAAGAUCCAGCUCGUCAGUCUGGACCAGGAUCCUGAUCAGGAGGUUGUGACCACCACCAAAGCCGAGUCAGCAGAGCCUGAGGGGGAGGGCGAGCUGCUGAUCGUCAAGGUGGAGGGAGCAGUGGACGCUGGGUCUGUUGACCACAAGCUGCCGAGACGAGAUGCUGCCUCCACCACUGCUACGUCACUCGGCGUCAGCGACGGCCAGACAUCCAGACACCUAAGAGGAAAAGAGGUCAGUGGAUCCAGCGUCGUCGGCUUUGUUGACGGUGGGACGGCUGAGAUUGAGGGCGGCGACACUUUUCACAGUUCCCAGCCGCAGCAGACCGGAGCAGGGGACCGUCGGCCUUCGAGUAAAGGUGCUGACACCGGGCUGGGUACAGCUUCCUGUGAGGACAACAGCAAAGAUAACCAGGCGGCGUUGGAGCCCUCCAAGUGCCCGCUGCCAGAAGUGAUCGUCAUUGAUAGGGGAGGGGCAUCGGACAAGGAGACCGCAGGGGAGGGGGGUGACUCGUCAGAUGCAGUCCAGACAACCAGAGGACGAGACGGACACAAGGACGCGACUCGGUCCUCGGGUCUGUGCUCAGCCGGAGAUGGGUCUGUGCUUCCUCACAAUGACCCUCCAGGAACCUCCAGCAUCAACUCCUCCAGUGACACGCACCUCCUGACUUUACACCACCCUGCGGUCCAACACAAAGCCCUCCCUCUGUCCUUCUACCAGGCCGUCACAAUGGAGCGUCCGUACGGCUGCACCAUCUGCACCAAACGCUUCUUCAUGGAGUCGGACCUGCAGAAGCACAUGGCCAGGCACACCAGGGAGAAACCCUACACCUGCCUGCUGUGUGGCAAAAGCUUCGUAUGCCAGAGCCAGCUGGAUAUCCACCACAACGUGCACACCGGGGAGAGACCUUUCAGCUGCUCCGUCUGCAACCGGCGCUUCUCCCACCCCAGCAACCUCAAGAGGCAUCAGAAGAUCCAGCACUGAACCCAAAGACGAACUCUCCACAGCCCGCUGCACCACAGCUUCUCCUCCAGAGGCAGGCUUAUACACUACUAACCUUCCUCAGCCUUAACUUCAUGAAACAGGACUGCAUGAAUAUUAUCACAUGAGCUGCUGUCACGUCACCCACACAGUCCUCUGCAGCACACAAAGGACACACACUGUUGUUGAUGAGGGACAGGAUGCAGUAUGUGAGUGUGUAAGGAUGAGUAUGGAACAGCAGCGCACACAGAGACACACACAGACACACACAGACACACACAGACAGACAGACACACACAGACACACA